AUGCCUAUGCUAAAGUUGGCCGAGGCCGCCUGCAAACGGUGCCAAUUUGAGCUUGCCCAGGAUUGCAUGGUGCGCACUAAGGAUUAUGCUAGCCUCUUGCUCAUUGCCACGAGCACCGGGAACGCCGAUAUGUUACGCCUUCUGGCUCGACAGGCAAGCGAAGAAAAACGUGACAACAUCGCAUUUCUUGCAAACUUCAUGCUCGCCGACCUAAAUGGCUGUCUACAGGUAAACAUAGGUUAA
Messenger RNA from Protopolystoma xenopodis, 243 nucleotides. The record is from the annotation of a GenBank genome assembly. NCBI's taxonomy places the organism in Eukaryota, Metazoa, Platyhelminthes, Monogenea, Polystomatidea, Polystomatidae.